Molecule: messenger RNA, 2134 nt
Organism: Xylona heveae TC161
Lineage: Eukaryota; Fungi; Ascomycota; Xylonomycetes; Xylonales; Xylonaceae
Exons: 4
Coding region: 1-1809 (602 amino acids)
Source: RefSeq, a predicted model, not a curated record
AUGGGAGAACGACCAGUUGACCAGCUUCUGCUGGCUCUACGUGAACACGACAUUUCUCUAACACGAGACGAUGUGCAAUGGGCAUUUGAUUCUGCAGAAACUAAUGCAUCAGUCACGCAGUGGGUGGAACGAUAUCUGGGCCCCGAAACCCUCCUUUCCAAGGAAGAGCUUGAAACCUUCUCGAAGAUUGAGCGGUCUGGUGCCGUGAAGAGGAUCCUCGCAAGCAAUGAUCUGUCAACCGUCCGGCCCGUCCUCGAAGAUGAUCUUCGCAACACGAUUGAGACGCUCAACGCCUCCACGGCGGCGAUAGAACGACAGAACGAGCUGCUUGCAAAGCAACGCGAAUCAUUAGAAGCACUCAAAGAGCGAAAUCGGGAAAAUCGCGAAGCCUGCAAUCGCUCAAACGCACAGCGACGGAGGAAACAUGCGAUUGAGAGCCAACAUGUUGCUCUGGCGUGCGAUGAGCUUGCGCAAAAUAUUUCAUCGCAGCUUGCUGUCAUGCAGCAGCAAAUGAAAACCUCAACGGCCCAGCUCCCGCCAGCUGUUGCAGAGACCCUCCGGGCGGACGAUCGAUUGCUUGCUCGACUCGAAAGGCUCGCUUCGGAACUGGACCUGUCGGAAGGGGAUGACGGUGGGGAAGAAAGGAAUCGGAUUGCUCAGUUGGGAAAGAAGGCAGCCAGUCUUUCAGCAGAAGAGAUUCGCCUGCAUCUGGACACGGUCUAUCUCGAAACACUGGUCGAGAAUGCGACGGGACGUCAAAAUCAACGACAAGAUAAUGACGCUUCACCGGACGAAGCUGAGGACCGGGCUGAAAUCAACGCGAUCAAGGCUGAACUAAACAGCUUGUAUCAAGAGAUUGGCUCCCUGACGGAAAUUUCGGUGCAAGAGAACUACCUGCGGCCAAUAUUUGACGAAAUCAAGGAGCAGAAUAAACGGAGGAGACAAAUCUGCGAGGAUGGGCUGGACUAUAUUUCGUCUUCUCUCGAGCAUCUCAUUACCAGACUCGACGCCAUUACGAACAAUACUCGGCUUCACCAUGCACAUCACGCGGCCCUACUCGCCAUUGCCGCACAAGCUGAGCCACAAAUUAAAGAGAUCCCGCAGAAUCGAAUUACGUCUUCUUCUCCAUCAAAACCCCAAAACACUAGAGACGUUUUUUCUCGGCAGACCUCCUCUUUUGCAGCCGCACAAUCCACGCCUCUCAAAGGUCACACAUCACGCUUCACACCCAACUUUCCAAGCACACCUACACUGUCAUUCGACAGUCGUAUGGGGACAACCUUUGGGCUCAAGACCCCCGGACCAGAACCCACGUCCACAGGAACAGCCGCGAUGCAGCAAUUAUUCCGCCGCCUUGGACUACACAUUUCCCCGGACUUGCCUCCCGCUGAGCUUGCGGCAGCGCUCUCUACAGCCGUCGCAGAGCGCAAGGCCUCUCUCCGUAAUCAUUUGUUCACAUCCGAAAUGUCUUCUUUUACCCCGUCGUCGUCAUCAUCAUCACAAGCACUAAUCAAUGCUUCGGACUCUGCGUCAGCACGUACGCCAGCUCCCGCUCCUCCUCCGUCCGCUCUAGCCAAGCAUUUAGCUGCCGCAGAUGCAACGGCCCAAAUCCUGCUCGAUGCAGUCUAUGCGGAUUCGAAGCACUGCAAUUACACGCUCGUGGAUGACAAUGUCAAGACAGCGAUCACGAAGCUCGAGCAGGACGUUGAUGCCGUGGGCAAGGGAAUGGCAGGACUGGAUCUAGAAACGGUGCUGAAAGAGGAACAGAAACCAAAGGAAAGGUUUGUGGAACGAUGGGCGGGAAUGUAGUAGUAUACUGUACAAUGCUUUGGGCGUUGUUAGCAUCUUGUUGAGCUUUUAUUCGUUCUUUUUUCAUUUUCUUUUAGUUUUAUUUUUUCACCCUGUCUGUCUCCUCUUUCUUUUUCAUUUCCUCCCCUGUAUAGUCUGCGUUAUACCUAUAUAGUCGUGUUACGCUCUCAUCCAAUGGCUCGGAAAUCCAUGCUCAUUUAUAUUUUGCCUUAUCAAUUUCCACAUUAUCUGUUCACUUUUCCAUCACUUUCCGCUACACUUUUCAGGUUCCCAUUUCAUCAUUUUAGACGUGCAAUAUACCGAUGUCAAGAUAUAUAGACCAUAC